This is a messenger RNA of Piliocolobus tephrosceles (Ugandan red Colobus), 2262 nucleotides long. RefSeq lists its product as uncharacterized. The transcript is spliced from 2 exons. The coding region runs from base 1588 to 1986 and encodes 132 amino acids. The record is from RefSeq and is a predicted model, not a curated record. NCBI's taxonomy places the organism in Eukaryota, Metazoa, Chordata, Mammalia, Primates, Cercopithecidae.
GUAAUUCGCAUUUUGCAUCCAUUUUAUUUAUUGCUACUACUAAGAAAGCACUAACCGUGAAGGCAUAAAAGCAAACAUUUUCUGGAGACACAUGAGGUGACACAAAAGUGUCGAAACUUCUUUAAGGAUAAAGGCCUGAUGUUAGGCAUGUUGUGAACACAAAACCAAUUUCUGUGUAACCAAAUUUAAAAGAGUUCUAUUAAAGGGGAUAAAUGGAAGAUAUACCGCAAAACGUAAAAAAUGAUUACUUAGGUGAUAGGGUUAUGUCUGAUUUUUGUAUUUGACUCAUCUGCAUUUAUAAAUUUUAUUUAAUAAGCCUUAAUUUCCUAGGCCAUAUAUCAUAUACAAAUAUUAUAAAUGAUACCUAACUUAUAGGUAUUAUAAUAUGUAUAUAUACAUAAAUGUAUGUGUAUUUAUAUAUGCGUGUGUGUGUGUGUAUUCUUUCAGAAAAGCAAAGUUUUCUUUGGGCUUUAAACACACGCACCCUCUGGUAAAGGUGCUAUUGGUACAAAAGUUCAAUAAGCAUAGCUCCAAGCGUUGGCAAUUUUCUUACACUUUGCUAAUACUGCUGUCCAUGAACUAAGAGAUUUUCAAAGCAGCCACCAUUGCAUUAGUGCAAUGGUUAAUAACAAGGAAGAGAAGAGUGUGGUCUGAGAUUGUAUAAAUGGUUUCUCAAUCUUGAAUCAUAAAUUUUCUCCAAGGAAGUUUCUAAAGAAGCCCAAAUAGUGUCCAUUAUUUCUGAAAGGAACAGGAGGAUUUUUUUUUUUUUUUUUUUUUUCUAAUCAUAAAAUGGACCCAGACAUCUCAGCCUUUUGGUGUAAUCUGGGUAUCAGUAAUCUGGAUAUCAGAUGCAAUCAGGGAACAGCCUGAGUUUUGGAGUUAGAUCUGAGUUCAAUCCCAUUUCUGCCAUUUACUAGCUGUGUGAUCUUGGUUGAAUUACUGAAGCUCUCUGAACCUCAUUUUGCCAUCUGUAAAAUGGGGAUGUGGUCAUCUUCCCCACAACAUGGCUCUCCUGGGAAUCCACGGAGAGCACAUUUGUAAACAUUUCUCUCGCUAUGCUUGGCACCUUGUUGGGGCCAAAAAAAAAAAAAAAAAAAAAAUCCAUGGACUCUCAGAGGCUCCGGUACUCCAGUGAGCCUCCUGGAUCCACGUCUCUUCGAUUGGCCAUCCGCAAGCUGGCAUUUCUGAGCGAGGGACUUUUCAAAACAGGUUGCACAAGUUUCUUGGCCAGUAAUAGGCGCCGGGUUCUGUGUGGAGGGAACAGGUACCACCCCAGCAGGAGACCAGGCAGAAACAACCAUGGGAGUGCAAGCUAAGAAAGGGCAAAGAAGAAAGAGAAGGGCAGAAAAACAAAACAAAAUGAAACCACUCAGGCAACGACUUACAGUGUUAAGGAGAGAAUUCCCGGAAGGGAGACGACAGUUUCUUUUUCUGGGUGACAAUAAAAAAAGGUAAACAAGCCUCCAGAAACUCAUUCAGCCCCCAUAUAACUUUUUCGAGAAAGAAACAGUCCCGUUCUUCCGAGCCCUUCGGUUUAACCACUGCUUCGGGGCUGACUUAUUUCCUACGUCUGAGAACUGCCAGAAAAUGAGCAAUAUCUGUUCUGAAGGCUGCAGACUCUCUCCCCGCCCCCGCAGGGCGGCGCGCGCUCACCCACCAGCGCCGCAGCGGAUCCUUGGCUUGGCUUGUCAGGGCUUGUCCAGGAGUUCCGCUCCUCUCUCCAACCGGGGUUCUCCUCCAGCGACCCUAAAGCUUCCCAAACUUCCGUUUCAAUUCCUGUACGCCCCCCACGCCCACCUCUACGUGGAGCACAGUGGGGAGUGCCGGAGCUGCCCCGCCUGCUCCGCGGGGUCAGCACUUCGCAUCAAGUCCCUAGAAAAGCGAGUCCUCCAGCGUUCUGAGCACCCGGGCCGGAGGGAAGAUCCUAACAGCCCCCGGGAGCCAGUCUCCAACGCCUCCGGCAGCAGCCCGCCGCUCCCAGGCUAGAGAGCAUAAGCAUUGCCUGCAGCCUAACAUCUUGGCUUCUCCAUGAAGAAUACCAUAUUUUUAAAACUUUCCAGAAAAUAACUCAAAAUGAAUCAUUGGAUCGGGCUCUCCCCUCCCAUGGUCUCCCAUUAUUGCCUCUGAUCAGGCCUGAAGGUGAGAAGAUGUCUUUCUCUCUUUCUCUCACUUUAGCUCUUGCUCUUGUUCUCCCUUUCACUCUGUCUCUUCCUAUAUGACUUGCCCAUUUAGACAGGCCCAGUGGUUUCAUGAAUAACUAAA